Punica granatum (pomegranate) is the source of this 450-nucleotide messenger RNA. Lineage: Eukaryota; Viridiplantae; Streptophyta; Magnoliopsida; Myrtales; Lythraceae. The record is from RefSeq and is a predicted model, not a curated record.
GUUUGCGUCAUCUCUAAUAUCGUUUUUGUUUCUUGGAUUGCUUGUUGCUCUUAAGAUCAUGUCCCAGGGAAGAGUCAGUGCAAACCUGGCAGUGGCAGCGACCGUGGUCAUGCUGCUCUGCCUCAUUGCCGGGGCCAAGUAUGCCGAAGCCGCCACCUAUAUGGUUGGCGAUGCUAAUGGCUGGUCUGCCAAUGUCGCCAACUGGCCAAAGGGCAAGAGCUUCGUGGCCGGGGAUGUGCUAGUGUUCAAGUAUAAUCCUACAUUUCACAACGUGGCCGUGGUGGACCAGGCAGGCUACACGAGCUGCAGCGUCCCAUCAGAUGCGAAGCUGUUCAACUCGGGGAACGACAGUAUUCCCCUCUCCAAGGGGCAGAACUUCUUCAUCUGCGCCAAGCCCGGCCACUGUGCCCGCCUGGGCAUGAAGAUUGCUAUUAAUGCUGCUUAAAUGAU